UCUGCUCAACCCUCAUUCAAAACAGAUCACAGCUGUUGCAAAGCACACUGCCUUUAGGCGCUUCUGAAAUCUGCUGCCACAACGAAACGAGUGUUUCACCCGAAAAGAGGGACCUGGCACCCAUCUCAGUGUGAGUGCACACACUGAGGAUGAGGAGUGGUCUCCUGCACUAACAGACUGAUGGUGUGGGAAUGAUGGACCUCCCCAAUGGCCAAUCAAGCAUCACCACUGCCUCUGAGAAGAGCAGCAGCUCAGAGUCUCUCAGUGAGAAGGGUUCUGAACUGAAGAAGAGUUUUGAUGCCGUCGUCUUCGAUGUCCUGAAGGUCACCCCGGAGGAGUAUGCAGGUCAGAUCACACUCAUGGACGCUCCAGUGUUCAAAGCCAUCCAGCCUGAGGAGCUGUCGAGUUGUGGCUGGAACAAGAAGGAGAAGCACAGCUCUGCUCCCAAUGCUGUGGCCUUCACCCGCAGAUUCAACCAGACGACUUUCUGGGUGGUGAGGGAGAUCCUGCAUGCUCAGACCCUGAAGAUCAGAGCUGAGGUACUCAGUCUCUACAUCAGAACUGCCAAGAAACUGUGUGACAUAAACAACCUGCAUGCAGUGAUGGCUGUGGUGUCAGGCCUACAAAGCGCUCCCAUCUAUAGACUCUCCAAGACAUGGGCGUUGUUGAGUCGGAAGGACAAAACAAUGUUUGAGCGGUUGGAGUAUCUCAUGGCCAAAGAAGACAACUACAAACGUCUCCGAGACUACAUACGCAGCCAGAGCAUGAACUCCUGCAUACCAUACCUGGGGAUGUAUCUGUCUGACCUGACAUAUAUAGACUCAGCGUAUCCCUCUACUGGCAGCAUCCUGGAGAAUGAACAGAGAUCCAACCUCAUGAACAACAUCCUGAGGAUAAUAUCUGACCUGCAACGCUCCUGCACCUAUGAUAUACCAGUGUUGCCUCAUGUCCAGAAGUAUCUCAACUCAGUCAGGUACAUUGAGGAGCUACAGAAGUUUGUGGAGGAUGACAACUACAAGUUGUCGUUGAAGAUUGAGCCAGCCACCAGCACCCCUCGCUCUACUGCCUCUAGAGAGGACCUCGUAGGUCCUGACGCUUCUACGUCUCCUCUCUGUGGGCAUAAGGGCCCCAUUGCAGACGGAACCAAAAUCCCUCCCACGCCCCCCUCCCCUAGGAACCUCCUCCCCUACGGACACAGAAAGUGUCACAGCCUGGGCUACAAUUUUAUCCAUAAGAUGAAUACAGUGGAGUUUAAGAGCGCUACGUUCCCCAACGCUGGUUCUCGUCAUCUAUUGGACGACAGCGUCAUGGAGAGCCACACCCCUGCAAGAGGACAAGCUGAGAGCUCAACGCUCUCCAGCGGCAUCUCACUGGGGAGCAGUGAAGGUUCAGAGCUCAGCGAGGAGAUGUCCUGGCCAGCCUUUGAGAGGACUCGGUUCUAUCACUCUCUGGGGCCUGUGACCCGCGUGGCCAGAAUCCCCUACAGAGGAGGCCUGAGGCCCAGCAGCUCGGCAGAGUCUGAGGAGUUAGCGGUGCACCUGUACCCUGGAGCCGUCACCGUACAGGGAGUCCUACGACGCAAGACUGUCCUCAAGGAGGGCAAGAAACCCACGGUAGCGUCGUGGACCAAGUUCUGGGUGGCUCUGUGUGGAACUCAGCUCUACUUCUACCCUGCCAAGUCCCUAAAGGCCACAGAGAGAAAGCAUUUCAAGUCAUCUAGCAGUAAGAGUGUGUGUGUCGUGGGGUUAAUGGCCAUCAUGGCAGACGACCCUGAACAUCCCGACAUCUUCCUGCUCACAGACUCUGAACAUGGUAACACCUAUAAGUACCAGGCAGGGAACAAAAUGAACGCCCUGCUGUGGUUCAAACACCUCAGUGCUGCCUGCCAGAGCAACAGACAACAGGUCCCAGCCAAUUUGAUGUCCUUUGAAUGAUUGCUGCUGAAGAGGACAGAACGAUGGAGACAGAAAAGAAAGGAAUAGGGGAGGAGAUGAGAAGGAGGGUUAGUGACUUAGCAGCAGGAGCUUUCACUGCCAUGACCCCUGACCUACACACCCUGACCCCAGCCCCACGGCAACCCCCCCCCCUACUGCCACCACUGCCUUAACUUAAGGAGCCGUGUGUGUAUGAGUGUGUUGAAGCAGUGGUUAAUUUGGCUGCGUAGAUUACUGAAUGGGGAACUACACCACUUCUCCUUUCUUAUUGUCUCCUGAGUUUUUUCCAGUGGACUAUCAACCUCGUGGAACUAUGGGAUGUCUCCUCUCCUCUUUCUUGGGAUGGAUGGACAUUAUUUAUCCUUUAUCCUUGUUUUUCAUCACUCCCCCUCUUCUUGACACACCGUGGUCUGGUGGAAGACAGUCUGCACUUUGUAGGGCAGGACUUACACAACAACACACUCACAAACAACACUGGACUAAGCCAAUGGAAUGGGAUUUUAAACACUUUUCUUUAUCACACUUUGACUCACACACACAAGACCCCAAUGGUGUCUUCACACACUUGACAUGAGUUGGGCUCACAAAACUGACACUUUUCGCUCAUUCACAUAUGCACAAAUGUACACACAAGCACACACACUCGGACAAGGGGGAGUGAGCGUGUGAUUGCAGCAUUGUGAACAUGAAGGGCUCUGAUUCUCAAUCUAUUCCAGCAGAAUCUACUCCCACACACACGUCCUGAAUGUCUCCAACUGUUUUCUAUUCCAGAGCCUCCCCUUCUCGGGUCUAUGUAUGUGAGCGCGUAUGCUAGGUCACAUCACCGAUACCAUAAACCCAGUGUCUAAGCUUUCCUCUAUUCCACUGUUAUGGACCCAGUUAUAUCUCUUUUAGAAAUAGGCUUUUGGGUUACUCUCUGGACAACCGUCUGUGCUCUGUCCACUUGUUAAGGCUCUAAAUUCCCCAGAACACACACACACAUUAACACUAAAGACUUGAAAGCUGUGAAAAGGUGAAAGAUAGAGCAGAGUGAAAGUGUUGAAGGGAUACUUGGGGAUUUUGGCAAUGAGGUCCUUUUAACCACUUCCCCAGAGUCCGAUGAAGUCAUGGAAACCAUUUGUAUGUCUCUGUGUCUAGUAUGAAGGAAGUUGGAGGUAGUUUCGCGAGACAAUGCUAACUAGUGUUAGCGCAAUGGCUGGAAGUCUAUUGGUAUCUACUAGCAUGCUAACAGAUACCCAUAGACAGAGACAUACAAAUGGUUUCCAUGACUUCAUCGGACUCUGGGGAAGUGGUUAAAGGGGCCUCAUUGCAGAAAUCCCCAAGUAUCCCUUCAACACCAGACAAAUGAUGUUCUCAACUUGUUGUUUUGUUGUUGCUUUAACAUGAGUGGGAGAUUCAGGUCCUGAGCUAACCUGCUUCACAACUCUAGAGUGUGUGUUUUAUACACACAGACUGCUACAGACACACACACACACACACACUGCUGCAGACACACACAUGACGCUAUCUGGAGCCAUUCAGAAUUAAUUUUAACGAUUUUGUUUAGUGUUUUAGUUUCCUUGGUGUGCUGGAUGUAUUGGCAGUAUUACCCUGUAGAUGACAUACAAAUGUCUAGCUUGUUUUAAUUGUCUGUUACAUUUCUGUUACAUUUUAUUUUUGGUUUCUUCACUUUUUCUGACAAUUGUAUACCUUUUUUUAUUUACUUGUUUUUGAUUUUAUUGUUGUAGUUUUUUAAUGUUUUCUCACCUAUGAGUUUCUCACAUAGGAGUACGGUACAGACCUACUACACUCUAAGGCAGAGUUCCCUGGCAGCCUCUAGACCUUUCCCCUGGUCCAUACUCCUGGCAUCUUCACAGGGGUGUGCCAAUGUACCAAACACAUUUUAUUUCAGAUUUGGGAGCAAGUGUUACAAUUAGAACAAAUUAAAUGAAUAUGUUUUUGGGGAAAGGAAUAAGGAUGGUGUAGUAACAUAUAUUCUGAUACUAGUCAUCUCAGAAAGGACUUAAAGCUUUAAUAGUGAUUUAUCCUACAUUAUAAACUGGGUGGUUCGAGCGAUGAAUGCUUAUUUGGCUAAAGCCGUGGUAUAUCAGACCGUAUACUGUACCAUGGGUAUGACAAAACAUGUAUUUGUACUGCUCUAAUUACGUUGGUAACCAGUUUAUAAUAGCAAUAAGGCACCUUGGGGGUUUGUGAUAUAUGGCCAAUAUACCACGGCUAAGGACUGUAUCCAGGCACUCCGCGUUGCGUCUUGCAUAAGAACAGUCCUUUGCCAUGGUAUAUUGGCCAUAUACCACACCCCCUCGGGCCGUAUUGCUUAAUUCUCUCCUGUCUCUGUCUCAACUUGAUAGUCAGGUUAGGUCCUGACUUGUAACAAUGAUUUACAUCUCCCAUCUGUUCCUAUAGCUAUGUUUGUCUCUUUUAGUUCACAUGUCUAUUGUCUACUUACAAUCGGAGGUCCAGCAAGUUCGCAUAACAUUCCUCACACCUCAAACUGACACUGUACUCUAGCAGCUAGAGACUCCAUCUCCCAUGGGCCUUGUGUGGCAGCUGUUGUCUCUUAGGUCCUCUAGAGGCUGAGCUAAUGGGAGUAGGUAGGUAGAACUUAUCCCUAACCACUGAUAUAUAGGGCCAGACUUUUAUUCACCCCCUAAUGGCUUGGUGUAAUCUGAUCCUAGAUCUGGGGCUAAGGGCAACUUCUACAUACUCCAUUUCAAUGACCUACAGAGGCUCAUUUCAGAUGGUCAACUCCUCAGCUCCUGGUAGUUAUCCCAGCAUAACCCCACACACACACACACACACACACACACCUACAGCAUCAGCUCCAUUAACAGCUACGCACCAGCAGGGCUCUGUCAUACACAAACGAGUGGAUGAGGAAGCCAGAGAAAGAGAGGAAUGAGAGGGGUAGUGUUCGUGGUACAAAGGGAUGAGAGGAAAGUAAUAGUAUGAGUGAGUAGAACUUUUAAUUGUUUUAUUUUAUUUUAAUUAUACCUUAUUAAGAUUAGAUAGGCAGAGCCUCUAGGCUGUCAUUUCCUCACUGUUGAGCAGUGUGUAGAGCUCUGUGGGAAGUGGUAUGGCAUAUUCUAUGUGGAGUGAGUAUGAACAGAGAGUUGAAUGAAUCUAGUACAGAUGGUGGGGUGCAGGAGCUGGACAGCGAAGCAAUCGGACAGAAGCUGCCCACAGAAGACCAGCAGAGGCGAAAGCAGUCUGUUUCCCCUCUGUCCUCUUUUCCACUCCCAUCUCUUGUCACAUCACUACUCCCCUUCACCUUCUCUUUCUCCUCUGGACAUAGAGGGCUUCAAUGCAAGAUGAAAAGGGUGAGAGAUGAAAUGCAAGAAAGGUAUUUUCCCAUGUUAGUGUAGUGUCAAACAGGGCGUGAGUGAUGUUUGCAUGUAUACCAGUGUCAUAACUAACUUACUAUUAAAGGUAAAGGUUUAGGAGUGCCCUUGAGCUUUUACAAUCUGUUAGGGUGGGCCUUUUUGUUUCUGAGAACUUUCUGAAUGUCAAAAAGGUUUGUGAGGUUUCCACAUUGUAACCAAAAUGUACAAGGUUUCUGUGUCAAUGUACAAAUGCACAACCGUGUGUACUGUCAGUGAAGUUGCUUUUUGGAUUUGUCUGCAGCUAUCAUUUUUAUUUUCCUUUACAGUUCAGCUGAGGUGACUGGUUUACACAGGAGGGGGGUGCUGUGGUGUUGUGUGUGCGCUGUAGGAAUGGAGAAGUUGCCUGUAGCCAUAGUUAAGCAUAUUCCCUCGAAAUCCUAAUUUUAACCAUAGGGAAAAUGUAUAACUGACCUUGGAUCAUUGUCUAGGGCGACAUCUACCUACUCUACUCCAUAUGGCUCAGUUGGAGAGUGAUGUUUAUGAUGUGUUGAAGACGUCACUUAGCUCUGUCCAUGCCCCAUGGGGUGUGUCCAUGUGCCAUCCCUCUACCACCUGUACCCUGACCCCGGUGAGGACCCACCCAUGUCAUGUGGCCCAGGUUUGCACUAUGACCUCUGAACUGAGUGAUGUGACCCGAGCCUCAUCCAGACAACCAAUAAACACUCUGCCCUUUUUAUACUCUGUCCCUUUGGUUCGCUUUUAUUUAUUUAAACAUGGUUUCAGCUUAAUGUGGUGUAUGAAUGUGUGUGUAAGGCCAGGAAUUUUGACCUUCCACAUGAAAUGUUAAACCACAUGAACUGUUAAAUGUCCUGGACAGUGCUUGUGGUUAGAAAAAAAAACUUGUGUGUGUCUAAACUGGUGUUAAUACAUUUUAGGUCCUGAUUAACCUACAAUCCUUCCUACUGAAAUAAACCUACUUGAAUUGUU
This is a messenger RNA of Oncorhynchus kisutch (coho salmon), 6241 nucleotides long. It is a transcript of the gene ralgps2, whose product is annotated as Ral GEF with PH domain and SH3 binding motif 2. The transcript is spliced from 19 exons. Gene Ontology annotation, molecular function: guanyl-nucleotide exchange factor activity. Gene Ontology annotation, cellular component: plasma membrane. Gene Ontology annotation, biological process: Ras protein signal transduction. Bases 192 to 1934 code for a protein of 580 amino acids. The record is from RefSeq and is a predicted model, not a curated record. NCBI's taxonomy places the organism in Eukaryota, Metazoa, Chordata, Actinopteri, Salmoniformes, Salmonidae.